Messenger RNA from Homo sapiens (human), 3019 nucleotides. RefSeq names its product G protein subunit gamma 11 (gene GNG11). Gene Ontology annotation, molecular function: G-protein beta-subunit binding. Gene Ontology annotation, biological process: G protein-coupled receptor signaling pathway. Bases 404 to 625 code for a protein of 73 amino acids. Gene Ontology annotation, cellular component: heterotrimeric G-protein complex; plasma membrane. The record is from RefSeq and is marked reviewed. NCBI's taxonomy places the organism in Eukaryota, Metazoa, Chordata, Mammalia, Primates, Hominidae. The transcript is spliced from 2 exons.
AGUCCUGCAGCCCCAGCCCAGCCGUCCCCCGCGGGCGUGGCAGGUCCUGAGUCAGGGCCUGUCCGUGGCCAGCAUCCCUGCUGGGCGAUUGAGCAGCGGGAAGCUGCUUGGACCCAGUCUCAAACUUAACCCUCAUCUAGCACCCGGGCAGGCCUCCUGGGUUGCAGGGACUUGAGAAAAGGCAGAGUUCUCAGGUCCUAGGAAGCUGGGGCACGCUGGCGUGACAAGCGUCCCGGAGAAAGCCAAGCCCUCGGGGAGCUGGGGACCGCAGCAGGGCUGCAGUCACAUCCUGCGCGGGUGGGCGGCGGGCCAGGCCUUCAGUUGUUUCGGGACGCGCCGAGCUUCGCCGCUCUUCCAGCGGCUCCGCUGCCAGAGCUAGCCCGAGCCCGGUUCUGGGGCGAAAAUGCCUGCCCUUCACAUCGAAGAUUUGCCAGAGAAGGAAAAACUGAAAAUGGAAGUUGAGCAGCUUCGCAAAGAAGUGAAGUUGCAGAGACAACAAGUGUCUAAAUGUUCUGAAGAAAUAAAGAACUAUAUUGAAGAACGUUCUGGAGAGGAUCCUCUAGUAAAGGGAAUUCCAGAAGACAAGAACCCCUUUAAAGAAAAAGGCAGCUGUGUUAUUUCAUAAAUAACUUGGGAGAAACUGCAUCCUAAGUGGAAGAACUAGUUUGUUUUAGUUUUCCCAGAUAAAACCAACAUGCUUUUUAAGGAAGGAAGAAUGAAAUUAAAAGGAGACUUUCUUAAGCACCAUAUAGAUAGGGUUAUGUAUAAAAGCAUAUGUGCUACUCAUCUUUGCUCACUAUGCAGUCUUUUUUAAGAGAGCAGAGAGUAUCAGAUGUACAAUUAUGGAAAUAAGAACAUUACUUGAGCAUGACACUUCUUUCAGUAUAUUGCUUGAUGCUUCAAAUAAAGUUUUGUCUUGGGAAGAUGAGUGUUGGUGAUUUAAGAAGACACUUUUCAUGCAUUAACUUUUAUAUUUCUCCCCGUAAUCUUUUGGGUGUGGAGUAUGAUUGGGUUUGGAAUAUGAUUCAGAAGGUUAGGUGGUUCGACAGAUCACAUCUCCAAACCCUGCGUCAAUGGUUUAGAGUGCUGAGUUCUGACCUCUGGAACGUGUUUGAUCUAACCUUAACUAUUAAGAAACUGAGCAGGUAGAAUUCCUAUAACAUUGACAGAAGUCAGAUUAUCUGAGUCAGGAACAAGGCCAAGCCACAUCUAUGUUAGUACUUCCCUAGUUUAUCAUCAUUUAGAUCUUCUUAAUAGUGUUCCUGUAGUAGUAGCCUUGAAGAAAAUACUGAGUUGGGGUUCAGGAAGAGUGCCCUGCCUCUCUGCCGUGUAGUGGCCAGGCCAGCCCUGGCUUUGAGAGCCAGUACUUAUUCCUGCACAGAGCUACAUCUCCCAUGUGCUCUCCAGGUCUUGGGCAUGGCACUACUCCAGUUCUGUGGCAUUGGUGCAGACACUUGGACCUCUGCACUCAUGCUUGCCAGCAUUUUCCAGCAGGCCUGGGCCAAACAUGCCUUUUUUUCUUCUCCUCCAAAGGAACCAGUGAAUCUUUGCCCACUUUAAAGAUUAGUUGGUCUUUUUCUUACUGAUUUGUAGGAAUUCUUCAUAUAUUCUGGCCAUUUAUUCGUGUUUGGUGAUAUGUGUUGCGAAUACCUUCUCCCAGUCUGUGGCUUACCUUUUCACAGUGACCUUCCCUUCAGUGGUUUUAUCCUGCAGGGCAACACGUCAGAGUAUAACUCCUGCUCAAGUUCAUAACAAAGGUACCUGAAGCCCAAACCUCACAAAAAGGGACCUUUCUUUCUCACCUUGAGCAUUCUCCCGCUUCUUCUCCGUCUUUUGGGUCAAAAUUGCUCCAAGUUUGAGCCAAAAGAAAAACGUGGAAAAACCCUUGCUGGUUAGCUCUAGCUCAAAUGGACUUAGUCAUUAACUUGACCUGCAAUUUUCAAUGUGGCACCAGAAGCCAAUGUUUCUCCUUGACUAGCUCUUUUCUCCCACUUACACAUGUAGGUAUACCUUACUAUCAAGCGAGAGAGGCGCCUGUAACCUGUAGCAGCUUUCUAAAGUAUAUCAGCAUCCUCGUUCUGAAAUUCCUUUCCUUUCCCUCUCUGGGAAAGAACAGAAUACCCCAGGCUUUUGAAAAAUAGUUUACACAGACCAAAAGCAGAAACUAUUUCCUUCAGUUUCCUGACACUGUCCAAGUGAUGACAUCAAUUGGCAUUACUGAGAGCCCAGGGAUAAUUUUAGCCCAAAACUACUACUCCUAGGAAGGAGUAGUAUGAUCUACUACUCUUAGGAAGGAUUUAGGAAUAGUAAAGGUGUAUUUCUUCCAAACAGCAUAGAACUAUUAGUACUAUUAGUCAUUUAACAUUUAACAUGGCAUGGGAUUUUAGAGCUUUGGUGCCUGUAAAGUUUUACUUCUAUUAGCUGUUUCAUUUCUUUGCACUUAUAAAGUUUUCUUCUGUUGCCUAUGAAAGCAAACAUUUAUUCCGGUUACUGGCAAGGCAGUUUAAAUCACCUGCUUCUUUCAUGAAAGGCCAAGACAAUACAUUUAUUCCCUAACUUGUUGGGAGUUGCGAUUACAAGUCUAUAUCCUGAUUUCUAUUAGCACAUUCAGCUAUCCAUUUGUGUACACUCCCAAGUCCUAGCUUUUGCUCUUCAUGUCUCUUUCAACCAUAUGAUCAAUCAGUUGGACGACUUCUGGUUUUUCCUGAAUAAAUAUCUAAUCUUAUAGGUGCUUCUAUUAAAUAUAAUUCUGUUUCUUUUUCUUACCAUUUAUCAUUAUAACCCAGCCAACAUGUAGAAGUGCAAUAAAAAUAUUUUAAUUUUCAACUGUUCAACUGCUAAAAUUAUUAGCUUGUAAUUAAAAAAGAAAAAAUACAUCCACUAUAUAUUUAGAUAUAUUGUAAAUGUAACCUUUGGUGACUGAUAAUUUGUUAAGUAGAAUUUAAAUUAUGUAUCCAAUUUAUUCAAAGUGUAUAGUUGUGUAAUUAUUUACUAUUUGAUUAAAAAUAGUUAUCAUGCA